CUCGGUUCCCGAGUAUCUCAAGCAAUCCCAUGAGCGGGUGUUUGAGAACAACCGUGCCUGGGUGGCUGCCAAGAAGCAAGAAGACCCCGCAUUCUUCGAGAAACUUAACGCCGGCCAGACCCCGGAGUAUUUGUAAGACUACCACACACUAGCUGUUUGAGAUUGUUUGAUGGAUUCGAUGGACUGAUACUUGGGACCCAUCUAUUCCAGAUAUAUUGGCUGCAGCGACAGUCGGGUCCCCGCCAAUGAGAUUAUGGGGCUGGAGGCCGGCGAGGUGUUUGUUCACCGCAACAUUGCCAACCUGGUCCCCAACACCGACCUCAAUGUCAUGUCCGUCAUCAACUACGCCGUUCGCCACCUCCGCGUCAAACAUAUCGUCGUCUGUGGCCACUAUCAGUGCGGUGGGGUCAAGGCCGCCCUGAGCCCCUCCGACCUGGGCCUGUUGAACCCCUGGUUGCGCAACAUCAGGGAUGUGUAUCGUCUCCACGAGCGCGAGCUGGAUGGAAUCCAAGAUGAAACCGCCCGGUACAAGCGGUUGAUCGAGCUGAACGUGGUCGAGUCGUGCCGGAAUAUCAUCAAGACCGCCGCGGUGCAGCAGAGCUUCCACGAGCGCCAAUUUCCCGUGGUGCAUGGGUGGAUCUUUGACAUGGAGACGGGUCUGCUGCGGGAUCUGGAAAUUGACUUCGAGGAGACUCUGCGCGACAUUAAGAAGAUUUAUAACCUGGCUCCCGCUUAAAGCUUGGACCGGGUAGUGUAGUGAGUGACAGUGUGCCAGGCGGAUCACUAUAAAAUACUCAGGACCUUUCCAUGAGUCCACAUCUA
Aspergillus homomorphus CBS 101889 is the source of this 822-nucleotide messenger RNA. RefSeq names its product carbonic anhydrase. Bases 254 to 736 code for a protein of 160 amino acids. The transcript has a single exon. Gene Ontology annotation, biological process: cellular response to carbon dioxide; cellular response to oxidative stress. Gene Ontology annotation, molecular function: carbonate dehydratase activity; zinc ion binding. The record is from RefSeq and is a predicted model, not a curated record. Gene Ontology annotation, cellular component: cytoplasm. NCBI's taxonomy places the organism in Eukaryota, Fungi, Ascomycota, Eurotiomycetes, Eurotiales, Aspergillaceae.